GCAUGGCUUCUGUUGGUAAGUAAACGAGAGGUCGUAGUCUCAAGCAGGGUAGAUCAUUAAAUGGUUUUGAAGAGUUCGCUAGCGUAAUUCACACUUUUUGGGGUCAUGAUGGAGAUGGAGGAUGGAAAACCAUUGUACGAGCGGAGGUUUGAUGCCGCUGUCAAAGUGAUACAAAGCUUGCCUCCAGACGGUUCCUUUCAGCCCUCCAAUGACAUGAUGCUCAAGUUUUACAGUUACUACAAACAGUCCACACUAGGACCCUGCAACACACCCAGACCCGGUUUCUGGGACCCCAUGGGCAAAGUCAAAUGGGAUGCAUGGAAUGAUCUGGGAGAAAUGCCCAAGGAAGAGGCAAUGACUGCUUAUGUUGAUGAAUUGAAGCUGAUCCUAGAGGGCAUGCCCUGUACAGCUGAGGUAGAGCAGCUGCUGCUGGUGUUGGGCCCCUUCUAUGAACAGGUGCAAGAGAAAAAACACAUAAAUCAGGUGUCCGACCUGUCUGCAGGUUUUGGGACCAUGAUUGCAUCAGCACCUUCAAAAAGUGUCACAAGGAGCAUCAUUAGGACAAUGGAAAUGAAUGGCACUUUGGAGACACGGCCACCCAGACCGGCGGUUGAGCCUCCAAAGCCCAAAGUCAUGGCAGUGAAGGAACAGGGGGAGGAAGAGGAGUUCGAGUUUGAUGAGGAAGAUGAAAUUGAAGUAGAAGCAGAAGAAAUUGCGGAGAUAAAGGAGGUGAAAAAAGCAAGUGAAAAGUCAAAGAAAAAGGGCUCAUCCAGGAGACCUAAAGUCCCCCUGUCCGAAGGUAAUGUGAGGAACGGGAUGAGCCACUUUUCCAAUGGGACCCACACCUCCAAGGCUGCGCUGAACAGUGAGGACUCAGAGGAGGGCCUCUUGAGCAGCACCCUGCCCCUGGAGCCCCAUGUCCAGGUCAACGGCCACCACGCAGAUCUGGAUGUAUCCUGGCCCCGUCAUGUGACCAGUGACUCAGACAGCGAGGUCUACUGUGACUCUAUGGACCAGUUUGGCCUGGAAGAGGGCUCUGAGGCACACACUGACCGCUGUCUGGAGCUGGAUGAGGAAGAGCAGGGGGAGAGCCACAGCCCUCUGUCCGAUCAGGAGGGGCCCGCCGAGGCACCGUGUGGGACCCCUGAGGACCCCCAGGGCCCACCCAAGGGCAUCCAGUGUGGCGGGGAGGAUGGGGAGACUAGUGGAGGGGCCUCUCAGAGACAAAGACUGAAUACAGAUAGGGUCGAUAGGAGAGAACGAGGCUCCAGGUCUUCAGGGCACGGCCUAGAGGCCCAGGGGCCCUUCCUGGGUAGCGGAGGGGACGGGGAACGAUGGGGUGGAGCGGGAGCAACAGGAGGCAGUCUGAAUGAACAGAUCGUAGUGGCGCUGGCCAGACUGCAGGAGGACAUGCAGAGUGUCCUGGAGAGACUGCACACACUGGAGGCCCUCACUGCAUCCCAGUCAUUGGCUCUACCAUACCCAUCAUCACCCCUGGCAAAGAAGGGUAGUAUGAAACCAUCCUGGUGGCCUUUUGACGUGUCUCCUAGCGCUGUUGCCUUUGCUGUGGCAUGGCCGUUUGUGGUGCAGUGGCUCAUCCGCCUAUAUCUUCAACGUAAGAGAAGACGAAUCAACUGAAAAGUCUCCCGUCCCAAAGACACAGAGCGACGAUGAGAGCUCUCUCAACAGUCUCUGGGUUGGGUAAAGGCCGUAACCACCCUUCCGCUUUCCCACCCGCACCUCUGUAACUCUAGCUUUUGCACUAUGAAGAUGGCACUAGGAGUAGUGAGUUUGGGGGACUUAUCACAACCCACUGGCACUACAAUUGAAAUCAAAAGAGAAAUGUGAAUUGAACUGCAGCUUUUAUAAUCAUGUAUACAACUACUGUACUACAUUAGUACUUUCUGUUUUGCUCUGAAGAAAUGAUGAUUAUUUAACUUGGGCGGUAAAGUUAUUGGUUGUGUAUGUUGAGUAUAGGUUCUUUUAUUGCAACUAUUCCGUACAUCUUACGGCACGUAUCGGCAACUUUGAUGGGGGUGUGGUCCAGGAGGGGAAAAAAACGAAACUCCCCUUUUUAGCGGUCCGUCUCCUGACAGCGAAGAUAAUUUUUUUUUUAACGUUUUAAACUUAAUUUCCUGCAAUUCUGCAUAUUUUGCCACGGGGCGUAAAGAAAAUGUUGCCGUUUUAAAUAUGACUGAUGAUCAGUGGGCCCCACCCCAGUUAGUAAUUUGACUAUGUUUACUACAAGUUAGCUGGCCACUAGACUAACUUACCAAUGUAAAAACAUUUAUCUGACCUGGGCUUAUUGAGUGACUGCUGAUGCACAACAAAAACCGAAUGUCGAAAUCGCAGCUUAUGUAUUCUACUAUUCUAACUCUCAACAGUACGUUUUCUUUUUAUCGGUCAAAUUGGUCCGCGGGCCUACAAAAGGGGGGGAGGCCCGCGGGUCUCCCCGCCAGUUGCCCAUCCCUUGUCUUACAGCAUUAUAAGAACUAUCCAACUUGUCCUGCAAAUGGACAUAACUGCAACAGAAACCUUACGCCAUAUAUCAUAAUAGUUGCUCAGGCUGCUAAUAUAUGGUGAUAACGCUAGGUAGAUAAGUGUGUAUAUAUAUAAUAAUGUAUUUGUGGAAAGGUACACUUAAAUCUUGAAAAUGUGUUAAUAUAUUAUUUAUAAUAUUAAAUGAAAAUUAAGACUUUA
Molecule: messenger RNA, 2700 nt
Organism: Salvelinus namaycush (lake trout)
Lineage: Eukaryota; Metazoa; Chordata; Actinopteri; Salmoniformes; Salmonidae
Product: acyl-CoA-binding domain-containing protein 5A-like
Exons: 13
Coding region: 106-1638 (510 amino acids)
Biological process (GO): fatty acid metabolic process; autophagy of peroxisome
Cellular component (GO): peroxisome
Molecular function (GO): fatty-acyl-CoA binding
Source: RefSeq, a predicted model, not a curated record